UUCGUCCCUACUUUCCUGCGCUCUCUGUUCCUCUUUUCUCUCUUUUAGAUCUUGCUUGAGUGCUCCUGCCACGUUCGGUAGUUCUUUCUCCUUUAGAUCGACUUCUUUAAUCAGGCGCCACCGCAGUUGUCUUCCGCGAGUAACCUUAUUCUCUUCUACCUUGGCUUGAAAAGGUCCCCAUCCAAACAGCGACAAUGUCGCUCACAGCUCCCUACUCAAAUGCCAUGCGCAUUGGCCAGGGCUUCAACACAUACACACAGGAGAUUCGCUUGGAGAGCGCUGUUCGAGUUGGAUCGAGUAACAAGCCGAAAAACCCAACGGGCAGUCUUGAGCCGUCGAAGACGACCACAGCGCCAUUAUCACCGCCAGUCACUCCGGAGACUUCUGUUACCCCCGAUCCGCUCGGAGAGAUCCCUACCGUGGCUAUCAAUGGGGUCCAAGCCAGCUCAUCAGACGCAGCUGGUGCCUCAAGCAAUCCGUCGCCCCCAACCACACCGGGAUUAGGCAGCGCGAUCGAUGUGAUAUCGGCUCCAUCUGGCGAGUUACCUUUCGAGAUUCCAGUUGGUCCUACUCCAACUACCAGCCAAAGUGUCACAUACUCGACACGUGCGAUCGAGAAUGUGAGCGAUAUCAUGGACGCACUAAACAUUUCGACGUCUAUGUCCAUCAAAUACGGGACGAUCCACGGAAACGGCAACGCUUCCUUCGUGAACGAGAACAAGGUCCUAGACAGCGAGCUCAACUACAUCGUCAGUGUCAUAGUCAACAAUGAUGCGCAAGCUGCAACAGAAGAGAUGGAAUUCCAGGAUAUCCCCGGCCUGCCACUUGACAGGUUCACAGAAGUCUACGGCGACUGCUUUAUCUCCGGAUUUACGGAGGGCGGCGAGUUCAGCGCCGUUAUUUCCAUUAAGCUCAACGACAAGAGCAAGUACAGGGCCGUCAAGCAGGCCGUUGACGUUCAGCUCGCGGUCGGGCCACCCACUCUCGAAAUCGGUGCUAGUGAAGCACUGUCCAAGGAGCACAGCGAGGCUUUGAGGAACACUGAGAUUUCGAUAUCGGUCAAUUGGGUCGGCGGAGGCGAGAUCAAGAAGCCGAAAGUCCCCUGGACGAUCCAGAGUGUCGUCGCUGUCGCGAAUGCCUUUCCGUCCAUGGUUUCGCGAUCCUCUGCGAGAACACAGGCCAUAUUGACAAGAUACACUUCCCUCCGGUCUUUCCAGGCCUGGAAGUGGAGUAGACUUCUUGAGCAGCGCCGGAUCUGGGAGAGUGAUCCAAGGAAUCAGAAAGGAGGUGAGAAUAACAAGGAUGGCAAGGAACGAUAUGAGGAACCGGUCAUCAUCCUCAACUAUGUUCCAUGCUCGCUCUAUACUGCCGAACUUUUCGAUGCAUUGAUGAAUUACAAGAAGCUAUGGAAGCGGAUCGGCGACAUGCUCCAAAAUCCGUCGCAGUACAAAAUGAGGCCCAACUCACGAAGGAGGGCAACCAACGAGUUGAAGGGAAAGCCCACGAAUAAGAAGCCCUCUCCCGUGUUGACCAAAGACCUGAAGCAGGCCAUUAUCAGCAGUCCUAUCUCUGGCGGCGAAUCUCCUUGCGCGGAUAAAGCGAUCGAGUCUUUGGGAAUGGAGCGCGCCUUCACUUUCGCGGUUGAAGAGGGGGCGACUGGUUGGAAUCUGGUGGAGAACAAUAUGUGUCAGGAUCCUAUUCCUCCCGAGCCUGUGGCGCUGAACGAGGCUCGCUUGCUAUGCCGUGAGGCGAUGACUUUGAUCACGGAGGAGGUAAGUGUUCGGGCAUCUGAAUCCAACCACGGCCCCUUGUACUCACGAUGUUGUGAUAGGCUUCACGACUGGUAGACCACCCCCACCUCGCCUACGCAGAGUACGACUCGAAGACGAAAUCCACUCGCAUGAAGCGCCCGAAUUACGCCUAUCCCCAUGUGCUCAAAGAGCGACUGCCCAUUCCUAUCCACAAUGACAUCGUCUCGGACCUCUCGACAGAUGGCGCGUACCUCAAGACCGUCGCGUAUGCACUGGAAGACAACAUGUGGUUUGAGCCAGACAUGGUUGGCGACCCAAAGGCCACAGACUCCGACCUGAAGGAAAAGUUCGGCAUCGGAGGCAAGUACGAAGACUUUAGCACCCUGGAGCUCACCGAGCCCCGGGGACCAAA
Trematosphaeria pertusa is the source of this 2163-nucleotide messenger RNA. RefSeq lists its product as uncharacterized. The transcript has 3 exons. Lineage: Eukaryota; Fungi; Ascomycota; Dothideomycetes; Pleosporales; Trematosphaeriaceae. The record is from RefSeq and is a predicted model, not a curated record. Bases 195 to 1847 code for a protein of 550 amino acids.